This is a messenger RNA of Ylistrum balloti, 1422 nucleotides long. RefSeq lists its product as uncharacterized. Bases 1 to 1422 code for a protein of 473 amino acids. Lineage: Eukaryota; Metazoa; Mollusca; Bivalvia; Pectinida; Pectinidae. Gene Ontology annotation, molecular function: nucleic acid binding. Gene Ontology annotation, biological process: DNA integration. The record is from RefSeq and is a predicted model, not a curated record. The transcript has a single exon.
AUGUACACUGCGGACACGUUGUCGCGAGCUCCAGUUCAUGGUGAACAGUCCACAACCGAGAAUGACGUUGAGGUAUAUGUUGAUGGAGUCAUGGCAAAUAUUCAAGUCGCAGAUCGUAAACUUGAAGAGAUACGUGUACAAACACAAAAAGAUACAGUGCUCAUUAGCUUAAAAAACACCAUUAUGGAUGGAUGGCCAGAGAGUCGCAGUGACUGUUCUUAUGAGAUACGACCAUUUUGGAACUAUAGAGAUGAACUGUCAGUGAUUAAAGGGAUAGUAUUCAAGGGAUCCAGAGUGGUAAUUCCUAAAAAUCUCAGGAAAGACAUGUUACAGAAAAUACAUGCUGGACAUUUAGGCAUGAGCAAAUGUAAACAAAGAGCACGCGAAGUGUUAUUUUGGCCUAGCAUGACUGAGGACAUAGAGAAUUUGGUGAAAAUUUGUGAACCAUGUCAAGUUCACCAGAACAAACAGAUGGCUGAACCAUUGUUGUCACACCCGAUACCGUCAAGACCAUGGCAGAAAGUCUCAACAGACUUGUUUGAACUGGAUAGAACCCCAUAUAUUGUUGUCGUAGAUGCCUUUUCUGGCUACCCUGAGGUGGUACAACUAACCAAUCAAACCUCAACAGCGGUGAUCCAAGUCAUGAAGACUACUUUUGCUAGAUACGGCAUACCUGAACAGGUAAUGAGUGAUAAUGGCCCUUGCUAUAGUAGCAAGGAGUUUCUUAAAUUUGCGGAGGAAUGGGAUUUUCAGCACGUGACUAGCAGUCCAGGAUAUCCGAAAUCCAAUGGUAUGGCUGAACGAGCAGUCCAAACUAUGAAAUCCAUUAUUCGCAAAUGUAAACAAACCAACCAAGAUCCACACCUAGGAUUAUUGGCAUACAGAACAACACCUAUGGAGAAUGGAUUAUCUCCUGCUGAGAUGUUAAUGGGUAGACAACUCCGCUGUAAUUUGCCCAUUGCAACUGGAAAACUAAACAAACCCGAAGACCACUAUGUCAUGUCGUGGAAAGAAAGACAGAGAAAAACACAGAAGUAUUAUCACGAUCGGGUUGCAGUUAAAACGCUUGAACCACUCACAGAAAAUACAAAGGUUCGACUUUGUGAACUAGGAGAAAGGAACUGGAGAAAAUAUGGAACUGUGAUUGGUCCGGCAGGACCAAGGUCCUACAAGGUUAAGUUGAAUGACAGAACAGCGAGACGAAAUAGAAAGGAUCUACGUGUAACAGAUCCUAACCUUGAACGCGAACUUGAUGUGGAACGUGAACCUGAUGUUGAACGCGAACCGGAAUUUGAAGUUGACUGCAAACCAGAACUUAACCCAGAGCCAGAACUCGGCAAUAGUGACAUUGAGACGAGUAACAUGUACAAAACACGCAGCGGUCGUGUCAUUAAAGCCCCCAAAAGGCUGAUUGAGGCCUAA